Messenger RNA from Malassezia pachydermatis, 675 nucleotides. RefSeq lists its product as hypothetical. The coding region runs from base 1 to 675 and encodes 224 amino acids. Gene Ontology annotation, molecular function: L-methionine (R)-S-oxide reductase activity. Gene Ontology annotation, cellular component: cytosol. The record is from RefSeq and is a predicted model, not a curated record. NCBI's taxonomy places the organism in Eukaryota, Fungi, Basidiomycota, Malasseziomycetes, Malasseziales, Malasseziaceae. The transcript is spliced from 3 exons.
AUGGUACACUACAGUGCUGAUGCGGCGGGUGUGCCUAUGUCGGUCGAUUCCAAAGCGGCGUUUUACGAACAUGUGAGCCUGCAAGUCCAGGGCAUCCUAGAUGGCCAGCAAAAUUGGGUAACAAACCUGGCCAAUGUGAGUGCUAUCCUAUACAAUGCUAUGAAUCACUUCGAUGCAUGGAAAGAAAAGCGCGUGAACUGGGCUGGCUUUUAUUUGCUAGCCCCCCUCUUCCCCGGCACCCUCACGCCAGCCGAGAAACCGAUGCUGCAGUUGGGCCCUUUCUGCGGUAUGCCUGCCUGCCAAGCCAUUCCCUCUGUACCAGGUGCGGGCGUAUGUGCUGAUGGAAGUGCCGUGCUACCUCCGGCUCCUCUAUGCGUUCCACGCACAGACGAUUAUCCAAAUCAUAUUGCCUGCGAUUCGCUCUCUCAGUCUGAAAUUGUGGUCCCUCUUGUGGUUCCGCGGAGUGCUCUCUCCGAAGCGCACCAAGCUGCCAUGCAAGGACAUGGCCCUGAUGAGCUGGUGCGCGCCUGGAGUGGUCGCGGCGAUGGUGAUCGGGUAAUCAUAGGCGUCCUAGACAUCGACUGCGAAGCUACAGAAGGCUUCACAGCACAGGACAGUGAGGCUCUCACGGCGCUGAUGAAUAUAGUCGUAGAGGCAUGUGAUUGGAAUGUAUAG